Molecule: messenger RNA, 2180 nt
Organism: Cheilinus undulatus (humphead wrasse)
Lineage: Eukaryota; Metazoa; Chordata; Actinopteri; Labriformes; Labridae
Gene: klhl6
Product: kelch-like family member 6
Exons: 7
Coding region: 162-1988 (608 amino acids)
Molecular function (GO): protein binding
Source: RefSeq, a predicted model, not a curated record
UGAAGAGGACAGGAAAAAACAAAUCCACAUCUUGCUACGACAGAACUGUUACGAACAUAAAACCACAGGGGAGCCUGUGCUGGCGCAGGUGCACCCAAAGUAGCUGCACGCCAGUCUUGUAAAGAAGAACGGGUGUCUGAAGAGCUUCUGGUGUAGAAAAGAUGAGUGACUCACUGGAGAGGACAACAGACUGUCCCCUGCUGCUUCUUGGAGAUGAGUCCAGCCCUGAGGAAGAGAGAGACGACCUGAUGGGCUCUGGCGAGUUUGGCUGGGAGGACGGAGGUCUCCCUGCGGAGCUGCAGAGAGGGAUGGAGACCCUCAGGGUGAACAGAGAGCUCACUGAUGUCGUACUGUGUGUUCAGGGACAUGACUUCCCCUGCCACAGAGCCGUACUCGCUGCAGCCAGUCAGUACUUCAGGGCGAUGUUUUGCAGUGGCCUAAGGGAAAGUCAUGAGAAGACUGUGGAAAUAAAGGGAUUAGACAGUGGGACGAUGAACACUCUCCUGGAAUAUACGUACACCAGCAAGGCCUUCCUGACACACUCAAACGUCCAGAAAAUACUGGAAGCUGCCAGUCAAUUUCAGUUCAUGCGUGUUGUGGAUGCGUGUGCUGGCUUCCUGAGUAAGUCUCUACAUCUAGAGAGCUGCAUCGGCAUCCUGAAUCUCGCCGAAAGCCACGCCCUGCCGGCUCUGAAGACCAAGGUUCAGGACUACAUCACCUCUCAGUUCUCCCAGGUUGUCCAGCAGCAGGACUUCCUGGAGAUGCCUGCAGAGUCUCUACAGAGCAUCCUGCAGAGGGAUGACCUGGAUGUGAAGGGUGAGGAGAGCGUUUUUGAAGCCAUGAUGUGCUGGGUGAGAGCCAGAAAGGAUGAACGCUCUCCGCUUCUGGCCAGGUUGCUUCCACAUGUGCGACUGCCUUUGCUUGAGCCAGCGUACUUUGUAGAGAAAGUCGAGUCAGAUGAACUGAUUCGUGGCUGCAGUGAGGCUUUUCAUUUGCUGCAAGAGGCCCGUACAUAUCACCUGUGUGGCAGGGAGCUGGUCUCUGAACGCACAAAACCCCGGGAACGGCACUUUCUCUCUGAAGUGUUUCUAAUAAUUGGAGGCUGCACUAAAGAUGAACGAUUCAUCUCCACCGUCACCUGCUUGGACCCUCUCAGACGCAGCAGGCUGGAGGUCGCACGGCUUCCAUUUACAGAGAUGGAGGAUGAAAGUCAGAACAGAAAAUGGGUGGAAUUUGCUUGCAUCACCUUUCGCAAUGAAGUGUACAUAUCAGGAGGUAAAGAGACACAGCAUGAUGUUUGGAAAUAUAACGGCGCCCUCGACAAGUGGAUCCAGAUCGAGCCCCUAACAACUGGCCGCUGGAGACACAAGAUGGCGGUUCACAGGGGGAAGGUGUAUGCGCUGGGUGGAUUUGAUGGAGUUAAGAGACUCUCCAGUGUAGAGGCCUAUGAUCCGUUUCACAACCGCUGGACACAGGUGACACCCCUUGCAGUGGGAGUUAGCUCCUUUGCUGCAGCAAGCUUUGACAGAUGGAUCUACGUGAUUGGUGGUGGGCCGAAUGGAAAACUGGCUACUGAUCAGGUCCAGUGCUGGGAGCCUGGGACGGACUGCUGGGAACUACGGGCGCCCGUUCCCAUUGAAACCAAAUGCACUAAUGCAGUAACUUUCAAAGACUGCAUCUAUAUAGUUGGUGGUGCCAUGCAUGCCAUGUACUGCUACUCACCCCUGUCGGACUCCUGGUCUCUAGUCACCCGUCUGGGGGAGAGAGCAAGCUGCGCCAUCGCUGCCUGUAACAACAAACUGUUCAUCACUGGGGGACGGGAUAACAAAAACCAAGUCAUCUCUACAGUGAUGUGCUGGGAUGUUGGUCAAGGGCUCCUCACAGAGGAAUGUGUUUUACCUUUGGGAGUGUCACACCACGGCAGUGUGACCCUCAUGAAGUCCUACACGCACAUACACAGAGUCCCACCUGCUGGGGAAAGCCAGUGACACAGGCCUCUGCGAAAAAAGGACAGAAAUGUUAGACUGUGAAAAGAGUAGUUUUGUGUGUUCAUGUUGUGUCAUUUUAUGUCCCUGCCAAAUAAACUGAAUCACUCAAUAUGUUUUAAAUUUUGCCAAUACAAUGUGAUCUUUUGAAAUGUAAUUUAAACUGAUGAAAAUAUUAAAAAUCACAGCUGAUGA